AUGAGCCAAACAAACGGUACCAAUGGCUCCAACGGCUCGUCGCCCAGCCGUUCUCGUCGCCAGAGCGCACCAUAUCAGUCGGUCCAGGACUACCUCUCGAAUAUCGGCAACUUCAAGAUUAUUGAGAGCACAUUAAGAGAGGGAGAGCAAUUUGCCAAUGCCUUUUUCGACACAGAGACCAAGGUCAAGAUUGCCACAGCCCUCUCAGACUUCGGCGUCGAAUACAUCGAACUCACCUCCCCUGUUGCCUCUGAGCAGUCAAGAAUCGACUGCGAGACAAUCUGCAAGCUCGGUCUCAAGUCCAAGAUUUUGACCCAUGUAAGAUGUAAUUUAGAUGACGCCAAGGCUGCAGUUGCCACAGGCGUAGAUGGAGUCGACCUCGUCAUCGGCACUUCAAGCUUCCUUCGUGAGCAUUCUCACGGCAAGGACAUGGAGGCCAUUACCAAGGCUGCCAUCGAAGUAAUCAACUAUGUCAAGAGCCAAGGAGUUGAAGUCAGAUUUUCCUCCGAAGACUCGUUCCGCUCCGACCUAGUCGACCUUCUUUCACUAUACCGAGCCGUCGACGCAAUUGGUGUUAAUCGAGUCGGUGUCGCUGAUACAGUUGGUUGCGCUACCCCCAGACAGGUGUAUGAGCUUGUGCGCACGUUGCGCGGUGUUGUGAAUUGCGAUAUUGAGUGCCAUUUCCAUAAUGAUACUGGAUGUGCCAUUGCAAAUGCUUACGCCGCACUCGAGGCUGGCGCAACUCACAUCGACACCUCUGUGCUCGGAAUUGGAGAACGAAAUGGCAUCACGCCUCUUGGAGGACUUCUCGCCCGAAUGAUCGUCUCAUCCCCCGACUACGUCCGCUCGCGCUACCAACUCUCACAACUCAAGGACCUCGAGAACCUCGUUGCCGAAAGCGUCGAAAUCAACAUCCCCUUCAACAAUCCCAUCACUGGUUUCUGCGCCUUUACCCACAAGGCCGGCAUUCACGCCAAGGCCAUCUUGAACAACCCCUCCACAUAUGAAAUUCUCAAGCCUGAAGAUUUCGGAUUAAAUCGAUACGUCUCAUUUACAAGCAGACUUACCGGCUGGAACGCCAUCAAGUCUCGCUCUGAGCAACUCGGCCUCAAGAUGACGGACGAUCAAUACAAGAUUCUGACUGCCAAGAUUAAGCAAAUGGCUGACAUUAGACCUCUCGCCAUUGACGACACCGAUUCAAUUAUCAGAUCCUUCCAUCAUGAUCUUGAGAAUGGCAAGGCAUAA
Molecule: messenger RNA, 1245 nt
Organism: Pochonia chlamydosporia 170
Lineage: Eukaryota; Fungi; Ascomycota; Sordariomycetes; Hypocreales; Clavicipitaceae
Product: homocitrate synthase, mitochondrial precursor
Exons: 9
Coding region: 1-1245 (414 amino acids)
Cellular component (GO): mitochondrion
Molecular function (GO): homocitrate synthase activity
Source: RefSeq, a predicted model, not a curated record